Molecule: messenger RNA, 1054 nt
Organism: Ambispora leptoticha
Lineage: Eukaryota; Fungi; Glomeromycota; Glomeromycetes; Archaeosporales; Ambisporaceae
Source: the annotation of a GenBank genome assembly
UGUGAACGUUGGGUCACGAGAAAUCACCUUUGGCCGACACUGUACCCGCCAUUCGUUGGAGUGCAUUUACCCUCCAUUCGUUGGAGUGCAUUCACCCUCUCCAUUCGUUGGAGUGCAUUCACCCUCUCCAUUCGUUGGAGUGCAUUCACCCUCUCCAUUCGUUGGAGUGCAUUUACCCUCCAUUCGUUGGAGUGAUUCACCCUCCAUUCGUUGGAGUGCAUUAAUUCUCUUCUUAACAAUGUUCCGUCCUACAGAGUAUACAUCUUCACCUCCGGCCUAUCGCAGUUUCUCAUACUGUGGGAAACCAGAGCAAUCAGUAUUGAUUGGAGGAAGAUUUGUGGCUUCAGCUCUGCAAAAUGGAUAUGGCCAUCUUCACUUCGAUACGCACAUGGAAGCUGCUCAAUUCUACCACGCAAUGAAGGAGAGGAUUUUUGAUGGACCAGAUGGCAGAGAUGGCAAUGUAGAGUUUUCUCAUGCAUUAUACUUUAAUUCUAAAAGACUAGUGGAGUAUGGGAAGGCAUUGGGCGUUGCCACACUAUCUAAAAGAGAAAGAGCGACAACGACGUCCCUGAUGGCAGAGGAGGUGACUGGCAACUCACCAAAACGGACGCGAGACAGCAAGGAAUCUGCCACGCGCGAACUUGGCGAAUCCACUGAACAAUCGCAGGAUUACAAGACCGACGUUGCAUAUAGGCUCUACGAAGACAGACAAGCUUUCUGCAUAGUUUUGCUUACUCCGGGUAUCAAAGACAAAACCGAAUUUGAGAUUGCCGUUGCUGAUGACGAUCAGUUCAUAUCCAUCGAGGAUAAAUUUGCGGACAACUCAGCUUCCGGAAAGUUGAUCAUCGAGUCGAACCCUCCAGGGCCGUUCCAAAAUCGACAUUUCCUGCAAUGUGGACGUCCAGAUCGAACAUGGGGUAACCAGGAUGCUUUUGAGAAAGGCGCAAGCUCGAAUCGCAAAGAAAACAGUGUUGCAAAUUGUUUAGAGCGGCUCCGUGGGAAUAUCACAAGAUUGCCCUGCGGAAGAGGAUUGCUUAGUUACAAGUCUCGCUAA